This is a messenger RNA of Aedes albopictus (Asian tiger mosquito), 870 nucleotides long. RefSeq names its product transmembrane protein 234 homolog. The transcript has 3 exons. Lineage: Eukaryota; Metazoa; Arthropoda; Insecta; Diptera; Culicidae. The record is from RefSeq and is a predicted model, not a curated record. Bases 337 to 810 code for a protein of 157 amino acids.
CAGAUUCGUUCUGUUUACAAUCAAAUCAAUUUUUAAAUCAAAAGUGUAAACAACAAAUAAUAUCACAAAAAUAAUGAAAGAAAAUCAAGCAUAAUUUUUCAAAUCGACGUAUCUAACUUUUUCACUGAUCUGAGUAAAUUCAUGGUCAAUGUUGACGACCAUUUCACUAAAAUAGUUUUUUAUAAAAAGACUUUUCAUAAGUUUUUUCGUGCUUAACAUCACCAGGGAUAUAGCACGCACUAGAGAUGUGGGUUCUUCAAUUUUCUUGAUGAAUCAUGCAUGCAGCAGUUAACCCGGAUUUGUUUACAUUCUCGAGUUACGUCGGAUUGAAAAGUUAUGCUUGAAAUGUCCUCGGAACAAGCCACCAGCCCUCUCUCCGACGGUACUUCACCACAACUCCCGCCACAACCACUGGCCGCCGUUGACCCGCUCUCACUUCUAAUGAUCGUCGUGGUGGCCCUCUUCUGGGGUGCAACCAAUCCGUUCAUACGGCGGGGUAGUCUCGGCUACAACAACCUCAAAGCUCCGACCCGCUGGGGUCAGUUGUGGUUGGAGGUGCAGUUCCUUAUCUCGCGGUGGCAGUAUCUGCUACCGCUGGCUGUGAAUCAGCUUGGCAGUGUGGUGUACGUGUUUGCCCUGCAACGGACGGAGUUGUCGCUGGUGGUACCGAUGGCCAAUUCGUUGACGUUUGUGUUUACGGCCGUUACGGCGCGAUUGCUGGGGGAGCAGGGUGGCAGUUGGAAAACAUACACUGGAAUGGCACUUGUUAUAGCUGGGACGGUUCUCUGCAGUAUAGAGAAGGUUUUGUGAUAAUAGUUCAAUAAAUUGCUUAAAAGGAAGAAUAUAAUAAUAAAUCACUAUUGAAUUUUA